CACUUCCGGGGCAUCGAAAGAUUCGAACCGGGCUCGGCUUUUCCCGCCCCUCCAGGCUUCGCCGGUGGCAGAAAGACAUGUCCACGCUCUUUCCAUCCCUCUUCCCACGAGUCACCGAGGCACUGUGGUUUAACCUGGACCGGCCCUGUGUGGAUGAAAAUGAACUGCAGCAGCAGGAACAGCAGCACCAAGCCUGGCUGCAGAGCAUAGCCGAAAAGGAUAAUAACUUGGUCCCAAUUGGGAAGCCUGCUUCCGAGCAGACUUAUGACGAGGAGGAAGAGGAAGAUGACGAAGAUGACGAGGACAGUGAGGAAGACUCCGAAGAUGACGAGGACAUGCAAGACAUGGAUGAGAUGAACGACUACAAUGAGUCCCCAGACGACGGGGAGAUCAAUGAGGUGGAUAUGGAAGGAGCUGAGCAAGAUCAAGACCAGUGGAUGAUCUAGACUUUGGAGUAAAAGGAACUAAAGACUUGCCCACAGAGCAAGGAAAUGGGGAACGUCUCUCCAGGCCAGCAAGCCGAUGUAGGUGUUCCAGAUCUGGGCUGGCUCUGGGCUGGCAAUCCGGUUGCAUGCCUGACACCAUCCCCACCGUGUAAGCACUGCCCCAGCGGGCUCUCUUGUUUUGCUGAACAGUUAUGGACCACCUGAAAACUCAAGAGAGAGGAAAGGAUUUUGGUUCAGCACCUGCUGUUUUGCAGCAAAGGCAGCUUGGGCGUGUGUGGUGCAUGUGUGUUCUGUCAGUAGAAAGUGUUCUGUCAAUAAACCUGUCUGGGAUCUGA
Molecule: messenger RNA, 781 nt
Organism: Elgaria multicarinata webbii
Lineage: Eukaryota; Metazoa; Chordata; Lepidosauria; Squamata; Anguidae
Gene: ANAPC15
Product: anaphase promoting complex subunit 15
Exons: 5
Coding region: 78-446 (122 amino acids)
Biological process (GO): regulation of mitotic cell cycle spindle assembly checkpoint
Cellular component (GO): anaphase-promoting complex
Source: RefSeq, a predicted model, not a curated record